Messenger RNA from Entrophospora sp. SA101, 3171 nucleotides. NCBI's taxonomy places the organism in Eukaryota, Fungi, Glomeromycota, Glomeromycetes, Entrophosporales, Entrophosporaceae. The record is from the annotation of a GenBank genome assembly.
AUGUCAAAUAUUCCCACUACUUUUAAUAUUCUUCCUACGCCUGUUAAAUCUUUUCCAGUAUCGUCACAAUCUGAUCUAAUAGAAUCUAAUCAUUAUUAUUAUAACGAUCACUGUUAUAAUGAUGAUGAUGAUAACUACACCAAUAAUCAUAUUUUCAAUGAAAGCCCAACACCUUUUCGUAAAAUUAAUAAUAAUACGAACAUCAACUACAUCAAAUAUAAUCCUAACAUAGAUAUUGAUCAUUGUAUUAUUUCAAUGAAUACUUGGACAAAAACUAGAAAAUUAUCUUCUUUACAAGAUGUUGUUGAAGAUGGUAAUAAUGAUAUUCUAUUCAUGAAUUAUAGUUGCAAUAAUAACAAUUGUAUUAAUAACUUUGAUGAAACUACAUCAUCAAGACCGUCUAAUUAUAAUAAUGAUGGUGGUGGAAACUUUUACAAUGGUAACAACAAUAAUAGUAGUAGUAGUAUUAAUGUGGAAUUUUCAAGAUUAUCCACAGGAUUCAAGGAAAUCAUUACUCCUACAUUUAAUGAACCAUUGGAAAACCCCUACAAGUGUUUUGAUGUUUCUGAACAUUCUGCCUCUCUUCCUUUCAAUAAUACAUCAAACAAUUCUUCAGAAAUCUCUGGAUUUACCACGGGUUCUGGGAAAAAAAUUGCUCCCAUAUCUAAAGAAUCAAAGGAAAGAGCCUACAAGUGUUUAGGCGAUUCUAAACACACUUCUUCUCCUUCUUCCGAUAAUAUAUUAAAUACUAUUUCUGGAUUUUCGACUGGAUUCAAAAGAAAAAUUAAAUCUAUAUCAAAAGAAUCAAUGAAGGUUUCCGAACAUUCUUCUUCAAGCAUUAAACCUUCAAAAGACAAUGAUAUGAUAAAAAAAUCAAGAAAAAAUCAGCAUUCAAAUUCUGGUUCCAAGCAUAAUUCAAACAACUACAAAAAACCACCAAUCAGAUCUCAUCAACCUAAUCUGAAAUUAAGAACUCCACUCAGAAACACCAUUGGAAACAUGGUGUAUCAUCAUCCCUUAACAUUUAAUGAACAAGAUUUAUUAAAUUUUGAAAUAACACCGGAUGUCUUAUACAUCAACCCAUCAAAUGCCACUCUUUACAAUUUCACUUGGCCAAAACUUUUUUUAAAAUCAAACUGCCAACAACAACAAAAAGCAACAUGGGGUCCAAAUGAAGCUCUGUCAUGUUUAAUUAAAUGUGGUGCCAAUCCUAACCUGAUAGAUCAACAGUGGGUAUUGAAUCAUUACAAAUGGAUUGUAUGGAAAAUAAGUAGCAUGAUUAGAUCAUAUCCUAAUUUAUUUCAUUGUUGGUUAUCAUCUGAUACAGUACUUGACCAAUUAAAAUACAGAUAUGAAAGAGAAAUAAAUCGUACACAAGGAUCUGCUCUUAAAUCAAUUAUAGAAGGGAAUGCUUCACCAGCGUGGCCUAUGGUUCUGUGCGUAUCAGACAUAAUUGAUGAUAAAACCACUCCGUUAACACCACCGCCAUUAUCUUCUUCUUUUUCAAUGUCACCAACACCACCAUUUUCUCCUGUAUCUCCACCUUUCUCCUAUAUACCAAAUUCAUCAUCAUCUGAUAGAAAAUAUAUUGAUGGUUCAAAACUUUCAUUGGAAUUGACUGAUGGUUGGUAUAAAAUAAAUGCAUGUAUUGAUCCACCAUUACAACGAGCUAUAGUGAAAUCUAAAAUAAAAAUAGGUUACAAGCUUGAAAUUUGUGGUGCAAAGGUUUAUGGAAAAUCUGUUGGCAAAACUUCAGCUUUAGAUGAAACAAACUCCAUAUGCUUGAAAUUAUCAGGAAACUCGACGAAACUUGCCCAUUGGGACUCCAAGCUUGGAUUCAGAAAGUUUAGACCAUUUGCUUCAUUAAACAGCCUUACUCCAGAUGGUGGAUUUAUUUUUGCAAUUGAUGUUAUAAUAAUGCGAAAAUAUCCUUUGAUGUACCGUGAAACAACUAAAGAUGGAAUAUAUAUCAUACGCAAUGAAAAAGGUGAAGAGUUGGCUCGUAGAAAUUUCGCAGAAAAGAUACAGGGAAAGAUACAAUCCUUACUGCAAGACUAUGAUUGGAGAUCGCCACAACAAGAUUCUAAUAAAUUAGAAAUAAAUGAUGACAAUAAUACUUCAGCAAGCAAUGCCAAAUUCAAACAACAGAAACAAGUAAUUACCAAACAAUUAAUACAAAGUCUUACAUCUGCAGAAGAAUUAUAUAAUUUAUUGCAGAAUAAUAGCGAGUAUUCUAAUCGAAUCAUUGAAUACUUGAGUUUUGAUCAGAGUAGAUGGUUGAAUGAUUGGUUGAAUAGAAAAGAGAUGAGUAAUUUAAAUGAAAGGAAUAAGUGGCUUAAUGAGCAAUUGGAAUCAGUAGAUUUGAAAAGUGUUCGUUCUGUUAUUCCAUUCUUUAAAGUACGUGUGUGUGAUUAUCACAGUCAAUCUAAAGCUAUUAGAAAGGCUCAAUCAAAAGUUAACAGAGAAGCAUUGAUCACUAUAUGGAAUCCUGCUAGCUCUUUAUAUGAUUCUAUUCAUGAGGGACAAAGAUAUCAGAUACAUUCGUUGAUGGUAGCCAAUAAUCAAUCAUAUGAUCCAAAUUUAUCAUCAACAAUUUCUUUGAUACAUCUGACAUCAAUAGGACAUACAACAAUAUGGAGAAAACAAAAGGCAGAUUUAAAUGAAAUUAGGAAUUCGUUAUAUAGACCACGGGCUGUUACGAUUUAUGACGAAGCGUACAGGAUAAGAGCAAUGACAAUGACAAUAAGAACGGGUCUAGUUCAUCAAUGUCAAGAAGAGCAUGACAUUGUGGUAGUUGUGUUGGCGGUCGGAGAAAUAGUAGAGAAGAUACGAUAUGGUAUCACUAUUGAAAUACAAACUGCUAUUGCCACAGAUAUCAGUGGACAGUUUGUGUUUAUCGAAUUCAAUAAAUCGUUUUUUAUUGAUUUAGAUAAUUUAUUAAUACCCAAGAACAUAUUGACUAUUAUUAACUUAAGACAUGCUUAUUAUGAUUCAAAUUAUAGGGUUCACAUGCUUUCAACAUGUGAUGUGACAGUGAUCAAGCAAUUUCCUUCUGAAGAUUACUUGAAGCAAGCCAGAUCAAGGCUUGAAUCUUGGGUCAAAGUUAAUGGAUCAAUUCUUAGUGUUUAUGAAUCUAAUGCAAAAAAACUGUGUAAAUCACUUUCACCCUAG